Molecule: messenger RNA, 22369 nt
Organism: Paramuricea clavata
Lineage: Eukaryota; Metazoa; Cnidaria; Anthozoa; Malacalcyonacea; Plexauridae
Source: the annotation of a GenBank genome assembly
CAACAAUAAACUAAUAUAAUAAUAAGAAUUCUUCCGUCAGCGACUGCGUAAAUUAUUCAUAUUGCUUCUUAUAUGAAAAGCGAACGCAUUCUCACCAUUUACUUUUUAGUUACCAAUUGUGAUGAUCUAUCUUGUGGCGAAAACGAAAUUUGUGUUGAAGUUGGCGAUACAUAUGAAUGUGUUUGUCAUUCUGAUUAUGAGGGAGAAAACUGUGAAGAUAAAAGUUAGUUAAUGUGCUUAAACCUCAAAGGUCUCUUUUGAGUGUUUUUCUGACUGUAGGUUUCCAUAUGGUCGUGAUGUUCGUAUAAAGAUCUUUCUCAACCGCCAUUUUGGAAUAGUGUAUUCCUUUAAACCACAUGUAAAUCUUAAGUAUUCUCUAGUUUUAAUUACUCCGUGUAUCUUCAAUUCUAAAAUGUUGUAUUUCGUUACUCAAUCGUUACGACCAUAUGGAAACCUGAGGCUUUAGAAUUUAUAUGACAACGUGACCUGCCUUUGCCAACAGAAGCAUAUGGGGCUGAUCUUUUCUGCCGGGGGGGGGGGGGUGCAAUCUAACAUUUUCUAGAAUUUGUAUCGAUGAUUGCAUUGAAUUUAUAUUUUGUUAUAAACUUGCCUGAAUUGUUUAAUAUUAUCCCCAGUGUUAGCCCGAAUUUCCAUGUUUUUGUAAAUAUUUUGUGGGCGCUGGUGUAUCUAAUGUUAUUUCUUAUGGUGAAAAAUCUCCACUUUGUUUGGAGAGUAUAGUGAUUUAUAUUAUUUUAUUAAUAUUACAGUAACGAAAUGCAAACAUUUUGAUAACAUGUAGUAAUACAUGGUUCGUAUGUAACAAAUGUAACUACUCUGAAGUAACGUUACUGUAACGUACUUAUUAUUGUUUUUAAUUUUUCUUUGAUGACUGUUUGGAUAACCAUUUCAAAUUUCUCAUGGUGAAUUAGUGAAUGUAUUUUUAAGGCAUUUCCAUUUGCUCUAGUUGAAGCGACAUGUAAGGCUCGGGGAGAUCCACAUUAUACGACAUUUGAUGGAAGACGUUACGACUUUAUGGGUAGAUGUGAAUAUGUUCUGGCUAGAGAUCGUGUAAACAACACAUUUGAAAUAAGACAAACAAAUGAACCAUGUGGAAAUGGAGUACAUGCAUGUACAAGAUCAUUAACAGUGAUCUUCCCAAAUAUGACAAUUGAACUACGAAGAGGAAUGACUUUGGUCAAUGGUGGAGAAGUUAUGUUGCCAGCUAGUUAUGGAGGUAGGAAAACAUUGAACUUUAAGUGCUACGUUUCAUUAAAACAAGUAGAUUCUUACAUGUGUGCAAAACUGCACUGUAAUACACAUGCAAAAUUACACAACACACCAUUCUACACUACGCUAUGCUACACCAUAAAUAUACAUAUACAACGCUACAACACAACACAAAACAACACGGCAGCACAACAUAACACAACACAACAAAAUAGAACAACGCAAAUCCAACCAAACAAAACAUUUUACGACACGUAACGUCAUGUAUGAUAUGACGUGACAUGACAUGGCGUGGCAGAAUGAUCUUAGUACAGCAUCAGUAUGAUUUCUGUUAUAUUUCACUAUAUUACGCAGAUGUUAAUAUUACACAACCGGACGAGGCUAUGACUGUAGUAACAUAAUAUAAUGUACAAUAAAAUUACAAACCUUUUGAUUUCUUACAAGGUGUCAACAUCACUGAACAUAAAAAUGAAAAUGCAGAAAAUACAAUAGUAACAACCGUCUAUGGUGUAACUGUCCACUGGAACAAUGUUUAUAACGUACGAGUGACAGUUCGAGGUCGGUACUUAAACAGAACAUCAGGUUUAUGUGGUACAUAUAAUGACAUAGAAGAAGACGACUUCUGGGCAUCUAAUGGUACAACUGUAACUGAUCCAGUAGAAUUUGGAAAUUCUUGGAAAGUUGAUCCAGACUGUGAUGAUGCAAUUGCAGUAGAACAUCCCUGUGUUGUCAACUCAGACAGAAGAUGGAUAGCACAAGCCAACUGUUCAACGUUACUCAGACCUCCUUUCAAUGAGUGUUCAAGUCAUAUUAAUGCCACUGAAGAAGGAUAUAUUGCUGAUUGUGAAUAUGAUAUGUGUGCUUGCGAGGAUGACCCUGUUGUUUGUUAUUGUCAAGCUCUCGCGGCUUAUGCUGAUGAUUGUUCUUCCUCUGUUGACAUACAAUGGCAGUCAUUGGACGAAUUUGCAGUUUGUCGUAAGUGUCCAUAUAUUAUAAUAUAAUAAUAUCUGAUUUUUCAAACAGCGUCCAUUAAAUUAGCAAAGCUUUGGAACUCUUGGCCACUUUUAAGGUUGAUUAUAUAUUAUAUUGUUACUAUAAAAUUGGUGUAACCGUUAUUAUAACUCUUGUUUUUACCAGUGCGUCACUUAUCAUUACUCUAGCUAUUAUUGUAUUACUGUUACUUUUACUCUUCGUCUUUCUGUUAUUUCUUCGUCUAACUUUUCGUAUUAUUUUGCUGUUAUUGUUGCUGUUACUGUUAUGUAUACUGCUACUGUUGCUGUUAAAUGUUACUCAUACUGAUACUGCUACUACUACUACUGCUGCUGCUGCUGCUGCUGCUGCUGCUGCUGCUGCUGCUGCUGCUACUGUUAAUGUUAAUGUUAAUGUUAAUGUUACUGCUGCUGCUGUUGCUGCUACUGCCACUGUUACUGUUACUGUUACUGCCACUGUUAAUGUUAAUGUUAAUGUUAAUGUUACUGUUGCUGUUGCUGUUGCUGUUGCUGCUACUGUUACUGUUACUGUUACUGCUACUGUUACUGUUACUGUUACUGUUACUGUUACUGUUACUGUUACUGCUACUGUUACUGCUACUGUUACGGCUACUGUUACGGCCACUGUUACGGCCACUGUUACGGCUACUGUUACGGCUACUGUUACUGUUAUUGCCGCUGUUACUGUUACUGUUAUUGCUACUGUUACUACUACUCUACUUUUACUGUUAUUGCCACUGUUACUGUUACUGCUACUGUUACGGCUACUGUUACUGGUACUGUUACGAAUACUGUUACUGUUAAUGUUACUGCUGCUGUUGCUGUUGCUGCUACUUUUACUGUUACUGUUACUGUUACUGCUACUGUUACUGUUAAUGCUACUGUUACUGCUACUGUUACGGCUACUGUUACGGCCACUGUUACGGCUACUGUUACGGUUACUGUUAUUGCCACUGUUACUGUUACUGUUACUGUUAUUGUUACUGUUACUGUUAUUGCUACUGUUACUGUUACUUUUACUGUUAUUGCCACUGUUACUGUUACUGCUACUGUUACGGCUACUGUUACUGUUAUUGCUACUGUUACUGUUACUGCUACUGUUACGGCUACUGUUACUGUUAUUGCUACUGUUACUGUUACUGCUACUGUUACGGCUACUGUUACUGGUACUGUUUCUGCUACUGUUACUACUACUCUACUGUCACUGUUACUGCUACUGUUGCGGCUACUGUUACUGGUACUGUUUCUGCUACUGUUACUACUACUCUACUGUCACUGUUACUGCUACUGUUACGGCUACUGUUACUGCACCAUUACGGCUACUGUUACUGCUACUCUACUGUUAUUGCUACUGUCACUGUUACUCUACUGUUACUACUACUAUUACUGCUACUCUACUGUCACUGCUACUGUUACUCUUACUGCUACUCUACCGUUAUUAUAACUCUUGUUUUUACCAGUGCGUCACUUAUCAUUACUCUAGCUAUUAUUGUAUUACUGUUACUUUUACUCUUCGUCUUUCUGUUAUUUCUUCGUCUAACUUUUCCUAUUAUUUUGCUGUUAUUGUUGCUGUUACUGUUAUGUAUACUGCUACUGUUGCUGUUAAAUGUUACUCAUACUGAUACUGCUACUACUACUGCUGCUGCUGCUACUGUUAAUGUUAAUGUUAAUGUUAAUGUUAAUGUUACUGCUGCUGCUGUUGCUGCUACUGCUACUGUUACUGUUACUGUUACUGCCACUGUUAAUGUUAAUGUUAAUGUUACUGCUGCUGUUGCUGUUGCUGUUACUGUUACUGCUACUGUUACUGUUACUGUUACUGUUACUGUUACUGUUACUGUUACUGUUACUGCUACUGUUACUGCUACUGUUACGGCUACUGUUACGGCUACUGUUACUGUUAUUGCCGCUGUUACUGUUACUGUUACUGUUAUUGCUACUGUUACUACUACUCUACUUUUACUGUUAUUGCCACUGUUACUGUUACUGCUACUGUUACGGCUACUGUUACUGGUACUGUUACGAAUACUGUUACUGUUAAUGUUACUGCUGCUGCUGCUGUUGCUGUUGCUGCUACUUUUACUGUUACUGUUACUGCUACUGUUACUGUUAGUGCUACUGUUACUGCUACUGUUACGGCUACUGUUACGGCCACUGUUACGGCUACUGUUACGGUUACUGUUAUUGCCAUUGUUACUGUUACUGUUACUGUUAUUGCUACUGUUACUGUUAUUGCUACUGUUACUGUUACUUUUACUGUUAUUGCCACUGUUACUGUUGCUGCUACUGUUACGGCUACUGUUACUGUUAUUGCUACUGUUACUGUUACUGCUACUGUUACGGCUACUGUUACUGGUACUGUUUCUGCUACUGUUACUACUACUCUACUGUCACUGUUACUGCUACUGUUACGGCUACUGUUACUGCACCAUUACGGCUACUGUUACUGCUACUCUACUGUUAUUGCUACUGUCACUGUUACUCUACUGUUACUACUACUAUUACUGCUACUCUACUGUCACUGCUACUGUUACUCUUACUGCUACUCUACUGUUAUUGCUACUGUCACUGUUACUCUACUGUUACUACUACUAUUACUGCUACUCUACUGUUACUGCUACUGUUACUGUUACUGCUACUCUACUGUUACUGUUGCUGUUGCUGUUGCGGCUACUGUUACUGCUACUCUACUGUUACUGUUACUGUUGCGGCUACUGUCACUGCUACUACUACUCUACUCUACUGUUACUGUUACUGUUACUGUUACUCUACUGUUACUGUUACUGUUAUUGCUACUCUACUGUUACUGUUAUUGCUACUGUUACUGCUCCUCUACUGUUACUGCUACUGUUACUGUUACUGCUACCGUUACUUCUACUGUUGCUGUUCUGCUACUGUCUCUAAUACUUUACUGGUACUAGUGUUGUUAAUGGUACUGGUACCAGUGUUGUUACUUGAACCAUUGCUGUUGUUGGUAAUAUUACUCUUUCUGGUGCUGGAACUGAUAAAUGUGCACCUUCUGGUACUAUUCCUGUUACAGUUACUUCUACUGUUGCUGUUAUGCUGCUACUGUCACUAAUACUUUACUGGUACUAGUGUUGUUACUGGUACUGGUACCAGUGUUGUUACUUGAACCAUUGCUGUUGUUGGUAAUUGGUAAUAUUACCGUUUUCGGUGCUGGAACUGAUAUGUACACCUUCUGGUACUAUUAGUGUUACAGUUACAGUUACUGGCAGAAGUCCUGGUACUAAUAUUAGCGAGUUUAAGUUCGACUUCCGAUACCAAUACCGAUAUUGAUGUCUUCACUUCCGUUCUCAUUUUGGUACCGGGAAUUUUAAAGCAUUAAGUUAUCACGACAUAUAGAGUAUAGAACAUAUUAAUCGUCACCGAAAAUGUGCGGCAUACUAAACGGCAGCUAAGCUAAAAUUCGGACUAAAACAUGACUCAGGCGAUGCUAAUGAACAAAUAUAGUUUACGUGUUUGUCGUAAGAAUUAUGAAAUAUCCGAUUUAAAUGAGUUUUAUCUUACAAUUCCCACAACUUCCAAAACAAGGCCGACUUCGGUAGUGGUGACUUCCAUUACACUUGUACUCGUGGUUCUUGUGAGCAGAGCGCAUGCGCAUGACCUGUUGUUAGUAUUGGUAUUGGUAUCAGAAGUCGAACUUAAACUCUCUAAUGUUUCGGUUACUGAAACUACUAGAAUUGGCGCAUGUGCUGUUACUGGUACUGUUACUGUUGCUAUUAGUGGUACUAGGCUGCUAAUAGUACGGUGCUGUUGCUGCUGAUUUUGUUGUUACUGUUGCCGUUUAAUACUAUUACUGAUAUUGGUACUUGUAAUGUGAGUUCAAGUUUAGUUACAUGCAUCCUUUUUAGUUGAUUUUUUUUUAAAUACUCCUUUGUUUGUGCAAACCUGAACAUUGUAAUGUUGUAAGCGCUUUAUCUGAUUAACUUGUGAUUGGCGGUUCUCGUUACUAACUUUCAUUUAUACUAACUUUCAUAGGUACCCCAUGUGCCAGUGCUCCAUGUUUCAAUGGUGGGUCUUGCAGAAAUAUUGAUAAUACAACAUUUGAGUGUACUUGCCCAUUCGGUUUCUUAGGUGACAGAUGUGAACUUGAAGGUAAAAAGUUGUCUUUCUCUUGAUAUCUCUUUGUUUUAAUCCAUACAGGUAUAACAAAAUUAUCCGCCACGGACGAGAAUGGGAGCAUAAUUAUUUCUUGGAUGGGUUUGUGCAUUUAUGCAAAAUUGACAUUUUGGGGAUCUGGUUCGAUAGAACCAAUUACAAAUGGUCUAUUAUAAGCAGAAUUUAUAUUAUUAGUUUCAUCAAACGAAAUUGCAAAAUCUCGAUGUUUGCCCGAUAUGUACCUUGUGCUGACAUCGCUCAAUUAUAUGUACAUGACUUUGUGGUUAGUGCUCAGCAAUUUGGCUAGAGCAGUGCGCCGGAGUGAUAUAACCCCCCAGGUUCUAUUCCUGCCAGAAUGUACCCUGGUUAGAUCUAAAAAUGUAUAUACAUUUGCAUACGAAGUUCCUUCUACCAAGACUCAUGUACUUUAAUACAAAAUUGUUUUCUUUUUCUUCAGACCUUUGUCAAGUACCAAUUCUCUAUUAUGCUAACAGUUCUACAAUCAAUUCUUACAACACCAAGGCCGGUGAUCUUUCAUCAAACUUUUUCUUGAGAUCUCCUGAUUCUCAACUGGUCUACGACAAACAUAAUCGUCAAAUUUUAAUGUAUGCAUCAGGCGCAACGUUUUCCAGAGUAACUUUGGAUGGCUCAAAUAUAACAACCUUGGCAAGAGACGAGGAGCAUAUUCGACGGUUUACCUAUGAUGGUCGUCGUAAUAUUAUAUAUUAUAUUCAUGAUGCGAGAGAUGCUAUUCAUAUGUUAAACCUGACAAAUAUGCAGGAUAAUGAAAUUGGUGCUUUGGCUCAUAUUUCCAACAUUAAAGAUCUUGACAUUGAUGUAUUGAAUGAGUAAGUACAUAAGAGUGAUAGGGAUGAUAACAGUAGAACAUAUUAUAUGAGUGAAAUAAUACAGGGGUUGCCUUCAUAGGAAAUCCUUCAAUUCAUUCACCUGUCCCUGAGACAAUCGACGGUCAGUCUUUGGGUUGCACCUUAGGAAUGAUUAAGUUAGGGACUGCUCAUUAUUUAUUGUACAAGGGGGGAUUGAGGAGAAACUGGGGGGCUUUAAAUUUUUUUAAACCUAAAAGUGGGGGGGGGCUUUGAAAAAAUACAGAUAGACGAAAGAAGGGGGGGUGCUUUAAAAAGAUUUACUAGUUUGAAAAAAACAUUAGUAGUUUUAAAAAGUAUCACAAAACAACUUAACAGCAAAUAACAAUGCCAUUAAUAUUCAUAAAUGGAAGUCAAAUAAAUAGUCUCUUUUGUUCAUGCCGGUAAAUAGACAAUUCCUAUUAUAGACUAAUUUUGAAACUAUAGGCAUAGAGAUGCAAAUAAAUCACCACAGUUAGAAAAAGCAUACUAAAAUGAGUAACAUUGUAAAGCUUGGUUGCAAACUAUCGUAAAAUAUGGAAAAUAUAGUCUUGCAAAGUUUGCAAAUUUUAUAUACUUUCGUAUUGCAUGCGGAAAUUGCUACCGGUCGCACGCAAUACAAAAGUAAACAAAAGUAUGCAAAAUUUGCAAAUUUUGGAAGGCUAUAUUUUCUACAUUUUACAACAUUUCGCAAGCAAACUUUGCAAUUUUACUCAUUUUAGUAUGCUCUUCCCGGGAAAAUACUUUUUUUGCUAAGAAAAAAAUUAUCCUAUAAUGGAAUUGUUUAUUGGUCCCCAUUAUCUAUUUUUGUUUCUCUAAAUAAGAGCUAGAGUCGCGGGGGGGGGAAAUUUAUGUUUCAGUCAAAAUAUUUCAAAAAUCAAGCAAGAUAUGAAACAUCUAUAACAAGAUUUUAGAGAUUAUUUUAAACGUUCUUUCAAAUAAAACAAUAAAAUAUUUUGUUGCCAUUGUCCUUUAAGCAGGUUAAACAUCUCGAUACCCAAAUAGUAUUCAUUAAUGAGCUCUGUACAUUUUUUCAGCUGUCUUGUUAUCGUAACUGCAUCCAAUUUAUCAAUUGUUCUGUAUGAUCUUGGUGAAAGCUCAUCAGUUCGCGUCAUUAGUUAUGAUGGUGGUUCUGGACAAUCGCUCUAUGUCUUUGAGGAUGGGACUAUAUACUGGGUCAUCUACGAUCCCUCCACUAACCGCUUUACAGUUCUAUCCACGUCUAAAGCAGGAGUAACAAGUAGCCUUGGGAUCUGGUACAAUGGAGAAAUUCGCGUAGUGGUAGACCGAUUACACAUUUAUAUAUUGGAUAAAGACAACAACCGAAUUGAUAUUUAUUCCAAAAGAACAUUGACGAAGCUCCGAGAACUGUCCGUACCGCCUGGUGUCUGUGAGUUGAUCCUGGCAUUUGGUAAGUAAAUUAGAGAAGUACAAUAAAAAAAUACCGUUAAGUCACUUUUUUGCAAGCUCAGAUAAUACUUUGGUUGCUAAAUGUUGUCAAGUUGUUUACCAAAACGAAUAUUUGACCCCGUGCAUAUAAAUAACUUGCUGAUUGAGAGUGAGGGCUGUACGGGAAAAUACCAAGCCGACGUCUUUCUGUUGUAUUGACUUAAACCCAAGUUUGAUUUUUUCCCAUGCACUCCAAAUGGUCGAGAUCAAUGCAUUUUUUUCAUUACAUGGCAUUGUAUGUUUGUAACUGAAUACGAAAAACAUGGUCAAGCAAAGGAAAGUACACAUUCCGAAACAUUUACAAAUUUCAAUUAAAUCUCCUGGUUGGCAAAUUAAAACUAAUAUACAGCAAUUUUUAUGGAAUGUAACAGAACUUUGGAUAGUAUUUCAAGAAAAUGACGAUGUAUGUAGUGAUUUAAUCGAAGACAAAAAAUAUAUAAAAAAAAAACAAAAUAAUAAUUUAAAUGAAUAAACAACACCGAUAUUCGACAUGUAUGUUUUAGUUCGCUUCCCUUUUACUCACAAUUUAAAACAGACAUUUUCGAAAAGAAUUAUCUGUUCCUGCUUUAAUUAUGUUUUUGUUCAGAUUACUCAUCGUCAACUGCAUAUAGAAUUCACAGCUCUUCGCAUGUUCAAACCACAACUGAUAUUCUUGAAAGAACUUUGUCAACAUUGUAAAUAUUGAGAAAAUUUAUAUUUAACCACGCAUCAGUCACUUCUUUCCCUAUUUUAAGUUUAUUUUUAAUUUUUUUGUUUCAAACUCUUGGCUAUAUCAUCUCAACUUUGUAGGCCAAAAAAAGUCCUUAUUAUAUGGCGGUCAUCAACAAAUGGAGCAUUUUGAAUGGUUCCUGAGCGGUCGGAAACCAACAGCACGGACCGCUCAGGUUUGCUUACCUAAUAGUUUUUUUGAGUCGUGCAUGUAGGUCAUGUAUUAGCGAAUGAUUUUCCCAAAUUUGUUCCUUCUGCUUCGCCUGCAGUAAGUGAACUGCCAUGUCAACUAAUCUGCAGCAGGACGAAAUGUUUUACCGGCCAAACGUCUGUAUUUCCGAUACCUGCAUGUCCGUCAUACAUCUUGUCGCGCUUACCAUGAACUUUUUCGAAAAAUGCAAUUUCGAAUUUUAAUAUUAAAUUUCAGAUAUUGAUGAAUGCUGCUCUAAUAACACAUGUCACAUGAAUGCCACGUGUUCGGACACACCUGGAAGCUUUGUCUGUACUUGUAAUGAAGGCUUUGAGCCAAGUGGAGAUGAUUGCGAAGGUAUGUACCGCAUGCAUGUUAAAAUAAUAUCAUUAAUUUAUUCAAUUCGAACAGUCCGGAUAGAAUCAAUCAUUUAAGCCCCGUUUACACUACGCUCAAUUUUUGGUACGGCUCGGAUAAAGCCGAUGAGUCCUACCUAUUUAGGUAGUCCAAGAACCAAAAAGUGGUACGGUACCAAAAAUUGAGCGCAGUGUAAACGGGGCUUAGCUAAAUAGGUAGUCCAAGAACCAAAAAAGUGGUACGGGUACCAAUUUUAUCCGUGCCGUACCAAAAAUUGAGCGUAGUAUAAACGGGGCUUUAGUUGUCAGAAUGUUGUCAAUAUUAUAUGGACGCCAUGUUUGUCGAAAUUGAACUGAAAUUGUGGUUAAUACAAUCAUGCAACAUGGUGGUUUUUAGUAAUAGAAAAAUUAAGUGGUCACAAUAUAUUUUUGCAAAACAAUCUGUGUAUAACAAAGUUCCUGGCCUUUGCUUGUAUAUACUAACACACGAGAACUUUCCCAUCUGCGGUAUCAAAGAGUUUUUUUUUCAGUUUUCCACAAACUUCUAUACCUUAUUAGGCUACUUUAUAUUGUCCAUUUUAACCAACUUUAGUCGAAGUCGAAUUCUGAUUUACACAAGGUGAUCGAAUCCUGAAUUUUCGAAUAUAUUUCAAGAAAGCCGAAGUAAACUAUUUUGGCUUUUAGCAAGUACUUUGGUGCGACACGUGCAAAUGAAUUCCUAAAGUGCAGAUUGUAAUUUUAAACGGGGAUGUUAUUGAUCAUUUACAUUGUACAUAUGUUUGUGUUGAGUGAAAAAUACAAGUCAGAUGAAAUUCGCCUCGAUAUGGUCCACCAUAAGGCUCGACUAUAAUACCACUACCGUGAAAAAACUCCUUUCCGUAGCUCCAGAAAAAAACCUGGUGGCCUAGUCUUUUACCGUUCACUAAUGUCAGUGGUGUGUCGUCAGGUCAAACAGGAAACUCCUUUCAUAAAUUAUUGUGUCAUGAACUAAUUUAGGUUUCAGAUUUUAAUUUUUUGUUUGAAUACUUUACUAGAUAUCAACGAAUGUGAUCGUGGUUACUGUGAUCCAAACGCAGACUGUGUAAACUCUCAGGGUUCAUUUUAUUGCACCUGUAGAUCUGGCUUUGUUGGAAAUGGACUCAACUGCACAGGUAAUGAAGUAACCUGCAUGCGAUACGAUGUUCUCUAGAAUUAUAAUAUCCAAUGACGAAUAUUCUAUCUGUAAAUAUCAGGAUUUUUUGGCACCUCAGUUAAUGGAACUAUGUUGAAGGGUUUUGUAGAUGAUCUUCCAUCAACAUAAUCUUUCAACUUAAGCUCAAUCGUGUGAGAUGUCCAAAAAAGUUCUGAUAUUUACCAAAAUACCUUUUAGUCCCCGAGCCGACGGCGCGAAGCGCCGUGCGAGGGUACUAAUUCCCCCCGGCUAUUUACACCCGGGGAAACGAAAGCAUUAGCGGAGUCUAAAGUUCAUCAAGUAUCGCGGGCGUGGGUGACCAACGGUGUUGAGUGGGUGGUCAUCCUCACUGACCUCAAAAAUAUGGCGGACUGUCAUGAAUAGCGGACACUAAUUGGUCCAAUUUAAAGUUUGCAUCAUAACGACUGUAUGACGACAGCGAAAUAGCAAACAUUUCUUGAUUUGAUCACAGAUUUGAUGAUUGAUAAAUUUCUUGCAAAUAUACUUCAAUUUUACUCGCAUUUUUGCAAGAUUUUGUAAAUUUCAAGAUAGAAACGGCGAAAGAAUCGGCUAAAAGAAGGGAUCCGACGUUAACGAAGGUAAGUUUGUGUUAAAUAUUGAUUUUAUAAUUGCUUUAAAACCCGACGGCCUUUGGCCCUUUGCGUAUAUGAAAUAACUAAACAAGACAGCAUAUAAUUUCAGUCAAUUCAGUGUAUUAUUAAUAUUGAUUCCUUUUUUAUUAUAUUGAUUUUUUUUUACUAAAAAGAAAGCAAAGUUAUUUGCAUGCGAGAAUUUGAAAUCAUUUUGUUGCAAACUCAAAGUUUAUCGAUAAAGCCAUUUAAUUAAAGCCAGGCAAUUUAGUUUUAUAAAGAACGUUUUAAAACGUUUUGCGAAGCUUUUGUGGUUGAAUUUUACCUUAAAUUGAAGCUUAUAUUACGUAUAAUAACAUACCUAACAAAUAUAUGUUGGGAAAUUGAUAAUUUUGUAAUUAAAAUUGAUAUUUUUAGGCAAUUUUUCAUUUGUAAGAAUAUUCUUAAAAAAUUAUCGUGUUAUUACCAUGACAACAACUUUGGAUACUUCAUGUUUGGAAAAUACAAUGGUUUUGUCAGCAAGGCGAGGGUUUCUGCAUGCAUGUAUUUUCUAGUAUAGCUAUAUAUACGAACUUGUGGUUAGAAAUCGACAAUUGGACUCAGUUUGUUAUAUAGGGCUGCAGCGGAAUCGCCCAGCCACAGUUCGAUACUAUGCUUGAAAUUCCGUUUGCAGACCCUCAGCAAAACGUAAUACAAAAUGGUAUUUCCUAUCCAUAUCACGUAAUCAUAGCCAACUAACUAAACUACGAGAAUUUAAUUUAAUUUAAUUAUAUCGUGUUUUUAGAAACCUGUGAAGAUGAAAUACUAUUCUACUCUACAUCAUCAUGGAUCAUAUCAAAUUCCUCAGUUAGCAUUCCUACUGCAGAUAAUAAUAUAUUAGGAUAUGACAAAUACAACCGACGGUUGUUGUAUUAUGAUGCUACUGACAACCUGUACAGUGUUGGUUUGAAUGGUUUGAAUUCAACAGUUCUAAUCAAUAAAGCAAAUAUUGCAGAGUUUGCAUAUGAUGGUGAACGUGGUGUUCUAUACUACCUAAAUAAAUUUACAUCACAAAUCAACUCAGUCAAUAUUAGCAGUGGAGAAGAUACCCCAGUUUUAGCUUUGGAUUCUGUUUCUGGUGUAAAAGGCAUGGAGAUGGACACAAAAAAUCGGUAAUUGUUCACUAUUUGUUCACUAUUUAUUGCUAUAUACAUUUGAAACUCCGUAAUACGGACCCACAAAAUUGCCGCGUUAAGCCAGUUUUCUACUUCAAUCGUUUCGUAGCGUAGCGUAGCGUGUUUCUUUGUUUCCUGAGCCAACUAAUAUAAAUGCUUAUGUUUACAUUGCUUCGACACAAAACAAAAUGCUACGAUACGUUACGAUACGGUCGCAGUGGAAAACUGGCUUUAGAGAUGUGUUCGGUUUAUAGAGGACCCUUCAAGCUUACCUGAAUGUUUUCAGUAUUCAUUAAAGAAAGUAGAAGUAGCCUUAUGUUUUGAUUAAUAGAUUGGGUUUUUAUGUGAGAUUGCCAUCAGAAAUGCGCUUCCGAUUGUAAAUUUCAAUUGCAUAAUAUACAGUAGUGUAGCAAUCACUUUUAUGGAAACGAAACACUCAGGACACCUGUGGAAUGAGAAAAAAUGCAACUACCUGACAAAUAUAACGAAGGACCGUCAACUUCAACGAAGGACCGUCGCUUAAAACGAUGAAGUUUCUAUUUUUCAAGUAGUUGCAUCUCUCUCAAUUCGCAGCUAUAGAAACGAUCAGUAUUUUAUCGAACUGCGAAUGGAGAAUUGUACAAAAUACAUACACAUGCAAUUAUUACGUCCUAUCUCCAAGUCAAAUUUUUACAUGACAAGUUUAUGUUCUUUUUAUGUAUUUCCCUGCAUGAGGCUGAGUGUAUUUGUCAUUUAGACCGUACUGUACGUGAAGAAAAUGCUUGAAUUUUAAAAUGUUGUCAGCACAUACGAAACGUUCUAUAUAUAUUAACGAAUGCUUUAGAAACGUUUCUUGGCACAUUGGCUUGAUUACUUUAUUUUGAAAUCUUUAUAGGUACCUAGUAAUUGCAAAAUCAUCGGAUCCUCCUAUUGUUAGACUUGAUAUUAUAUCAUUUGAGACGCAAGGAAUAAAUUUUGAUGGUUCCGCUCAAGCAUUGUCCGUUGAUCAAGAUAAUGAAGUCGUGUACUGGGUCGAUUUCGUCGAUUCCACAGACAAACACUAUUUGAUGAGAUCAAAUUACACUGGUCAAACAGUGCCUCUUAAUAUCAGUUAUGAUGGAGAAAUUGAUCUGGCGCAAGACUACAUGCAUCUGUAUGUGUUGGACAAAGAAAAUAAUAGAAUUGACAAAUAUAACAAACGCACCUGGGUAAAGAUAAAUGUUUUCAAUAUUAAUGAUGGGUCACGAAGAUUAAUUGUAGCAUUUGGUGAGUACCUGCUGUUGCAAUUACACUAAAAUAUUCGUGUAUUUGAGGGAAAAUCAAUAAGAUUAUACAAAAAAGUUGUCCAAUCAUAUUAAUCCAAUCACAUUUGGUGAGUAGCUAGCUGCCAUUGCAAUUACUGCACUAAAAUAUACUUGUAUUUGAGUGACUUUGAAUACUGAUGGGACAAGGUUGCUCUGUGUGUCGCCUACAUUGGUAUUUGUGGGCCUGUUGAUCAACACAUUGAUGAAUAACAAACACUUCAUGCCCAGUACCUGCGCAUCACCACUUUAAGAAAUGCAUAUCAAGCACUAGCAACACUAUAGUUUUUAUCAAACAUGAUCCGUCUACAUGAAAUAUAACAAUAAGGACGAAGAAACUUCAUAAAUUUUCUGACCAUGCAUGUAUAUUAACUGUGGUAUUGCAAAGGUUUUCAUUCUUCUCUUGUCUUUUCAGAUUAUGAUGAAUGUUGUGUGGGAACAUACUGCCCAGAAAUGUUGUCCACGUGUUCAAACACGCCUAGUAGCUUUGAAUGCAUGUGCUAUGAAGGAUAUUUUCUUAAUGGAACCAUCUGUCAAGGUAAACACUUCAAAACACAGCACAGUAGAGUUCUUAAAGUUCAUUAACUAUAGACAGCAUUCUGCAGAGACACUCAAGCAUUCUGCAGAGACACUCGAAUAAUAGACAACGACAAGGAUGUAUUCUGAAAAUGACAUCCUACACCAAUGAAAGUGAUAAAUGUCUCAUUUAAUUUUCAUCUAAAUUCUACAAAAUUUGAUGAAUUUAUCCUUGGCGCGUGACCAUUACCUCCACACAUUUUGUUUGCUAAACCGUUCUGAAUUGUCCUGCUGGCAAAGAAUCAAAUUGACAAAAACAACAAACUCCUUGCGGAGGUGAUUAGAAUUUAUUCUUACAUUCUUGCAGUAAACCUGCUAGGAAUUUAUCCCAGGAGACUGCUUGUUCGACUAAUCGCUUUUUCUACUUGAUAUUUAGCGCACUUGCCUUUCACCUCUAAGGUCGCAGGUUCAAAUGUCAGUGAGAAUAUCUCAAUGUGACUUGAACCCAGUCUUCAUGUGGAAAGAGUAAAAGUCAACGCUCUGCCGAAAGUCGUGGGUUUUCUCCGGGUACUCCGGUCUCCUCCCACAGGGAAAGUUGACAGGGUGGGUUAAACACAUAGAUCAUUAAUGAGGUAUGGACUAAUAGCGGCUGCUUAAAGCGCCAUUUGUAAGCUCACAACAGGGCGCUUAUAUAUAGGGCGGUGAAACGCGCUGAUGUCGCGCUGAUCGAUUUGUGAUGCGGAAAAGGACUGGCACGAGCGUGCUUUUCGGCAAAAGUUGACAAGGAGCGCGAUUUUUCAUGCUGUUGUAUUUUCGCUGUUUUUUCAUUAACUACGAAAUUCUUGAGGAUGUUUUUGCACUGUAACGACGAAGUAGUAACUAGUGUAUCGUACGAAUGCUUGUUUGGCCUGUAUAGUUGAAUUUUGAAAGAAAUAUUGAGGAUAAUGAGUCGGGCUUUUGAUGACUUCAAUGAAGGGAAAUUUUCAAAACAGCAUUUGGGCAUGUUAUCAAGUCGUCCAAACUUCGAAAUUCAGUUGAUGAUAAAGAUUAUAAUUAUGUGCUUAUCUCCAAACGUUUUCAUAAGACUCGGAGUUGAGCAAGUGGAAUGUUGGAAUGUGAGGUAUUUUUGUGUGUUAAAUUUUGCCUCGUUAGACCAUUAUUUCGCUGCAAAAAAAUAAACAACAAUUGUAUUUGGCCGUGUCAUGAUUUUUUGUUAUUAUGUUAAUAAUUUUGUACGACUUUUAAGGCAUUCAAUUGAAGUAAUUCUGAGCCGUAAACAUAUUUUACUUCUUGGCCUUUGAAUCAAAAUACGAUUCGCUCGGACGUUUGUUGGCGCAAUAGUCGAAAAUUGUUUCGUCCCAACUUUGAUUUUUUUUGACCGGCUGGCCAAGACAACUUCUCGUAAGGAUUCGUUAAAAAAAUACAAAUUGAAGUUGAGCAUUUCUUGAUUUUCAACUGAAAAGAUCAACUAGUGGCUAAAAUUAAUUGUGAAUUGUAUUCUAUCGAACGUGAACGAUACGUGUACAUACGAAGAGUUUUAAAAACCGUUCACGUCAUGCUUCAUGCGAAAGCAACCGUUCGUAAGCUUUCGCAAGCGUUUUGAGCAAAAACUCUAAAAUAUUGGCAGUAUUACCUGAAAAUACAAUAGCAGAAUCUACUAAAUUAUCGUAUAACAUCGGAAUUUUACCCCCAAUAUCUAUUUCUUCAUCAAAACUUGACUACAAAACAGUCAAAACUUCCAGCUCAGUUUUCCCGCCAAUCCGCCAUAUUUAUCCUUGCCAUAAGACAACGUCGCCAUAGUAACCACAACAAACUCGUUACCAGUUCAUUGCAUUACACAUCGAUCGGCGCGCCUAUAGCCGUUUCACCGCCCUAUAUAUAAGCGCCCUGGCUCACAGUCUCCCUCGGUCUGCUUCACGCUAGUUCCGGUUCUAUCUAUUCACAAUGUAACCAGUCACUGAAAACCCCUGAUAGGGAGUGUGCUGUGCAAUAUCUGUAUCCAUUAGUGUGCAUAUUAUAAUUAUGAAAAUGGUGAACUGUUCCUAUUUCUAGUCCAUGUAGUGAGACAGAGCCUGAAUAAAUUGAAAAUAACUUCUAGAGUUGAAUUUAAAACAUCUACCUUGGUUUGUAUAUAAAUUAUGUAAGAGAAAAAAAGAAUCCAAAUCGGUUCUGUAAAUUAUGAACCUAUUACAUUAUUUUUUGUUUUAGAUAUUAUUGACUGUGAUAAUGACCCUCCGUGUCACGUGAAUGCCACAUGUAAUGAUAUUCCUGGAUCAUAUGAAUGCAACUGUUCGGAAGGUCUCACUGGCAAUGGAACAUAUUGUGAAGGUAUGGAUAUUUUUUUAUAAAUAUACCUUUUUCAAUUCACAUUUAAAAAGGUGUAUCCCUCAAUACACCAUCAUAUCUGCAAUAUUGUAAAACAUUUGAUAAUCUUGAUCUUAUGUAAAAAUUAUUGAUACGCUACCAUAAAUAUGAUUCCUUGCGAUUCUCCCCUAAGUUUUGUGUGAGAAUUUUGUGUGAAGUUUUGUGAGAAACGUUUUUCAACAUGAAAACUUUCGAUACGCUGCCGUUUUUAAACUAAACUAACUUGGUUUCUACUAGAUAGUUAUCCAUGAAUAAACUGAUUUUUCUAAGUGUCUAGUAAAGGACAUGCCCUGUAGUGAAGUACAAUUCGUAUAAAGAUGUUUUGAAAUGAGCAGCCUAUAAAACAUUUUCUCAAGAUUUUCUUAUUCUAAGUUCUCGGAUUCACAUUUAUUCAAGAGACUAUCAUAUAAAUAUAUCAACCUUUAUGAUGAAUGCUUUUCUCUUUCAUAUAAAGAUACCGUAGAAACAUCUGAACAAGUAGCUAUAUAGUAACCCUCGUGCCCUUUGUAUAUUUGCCAGUUCGCAGAAGCAGACUUUAAGUAUGGCGUGGCGAUAGUACAAAUUUCAUAGUUAGGCUAAAUUUUUAUGGGUGUUUUUUAAUGUUCUAAGAUAUUAAUGAAUGUAUGGUUGGAGGUUUCUGUCAUGACAAUGCUACAUGUGACAAUACUUAUGGAUCAUACAGUUGUGAAUGUUACGAAGGUUUUACUGGGGAUGGAAAGAACUGCACAGGUAUUUAGAACACUUUUUGUUUAAAAAAGGCCUCUAAAUAUCAUAACUAAGGACCUUUUCACAAUAUAUUACGCUUUGAUGUCACAAUAUAUGGUUUGAUCAACGUACAAUGCCAGUGAUUCAGUUGUAUUUUCGCACUUGUUCUAUCUCGUUUCUUUAAAGAGGAACUUUGCAUGCAGUGAAUGGAUUCCAUGUAGAUUGUUAAUAUAUGAUUGCUCCGUAUUGACAAAUUUCAGUCUUCAGUGGCUUUUUAGUAAAUUGCAGUUAUUCUGCGAAUCGUUCCCGUGAAUUAUGAUACCACUAGAAACACAUGCAUGCAGCAAACCCUCUCCCAUUUGCGAAAUGAAAAACUGCUUUUUGCAGAGUAGCAACUUGUACUCACGCAUGCUUAUAACAUCAAAAUCAUCCAUCGGAAUAAUGAAGGAUAACUUUCCACUUCGCUAUAUGUUCUUAUAUACCCGGGUGUAUAUAGCCAAGCGCAAUUAGUAUCCAGGAUCAUCCUGCUGACGCGCUCAGAUUUAUUUUUUUCAUUCCCAUGUGUUAGAUAUCAUUGACUGUGAUGAUGAGCCUCCUCCGUGUCACGUGAAUGCCACAUGUAAUGAUAUUCCUGGAUCAUAUGAAUGCGACUGUUUCGAGGGUUUCACUGGCAAUGGUACCUAUUGUGAUGGUAUGGACGUUUUGAUUCAUUUAGUAACUUUAUAUUGAUUCCUAGUAAAUAAUUUAUAUUAGGAAAUAUUUUUUAUGAAAAUAGACUAUUCCUUCCAAACCCUUGUAAUUGGUGUGAACUGUCAUGUAGGACAUUUAUUUAUUUUACAAACGUGUAGGCCUACGCAGAAGAGUUAUGGAAUGUUCAAAGUUGUAAAAAAAGUGUAAAAAUUCUUUUUUCAAAAGUUUGAAAUGAGAAACAGUAACUAUUAGAAAAUUAAAUCAACCCUAUAUAUACUAGAUGUUGAUGAAUGUGAACCAAGUCGUUGUCAUGACAAUGCUACAUGUGAGAAUACUAUUGGAUCGUUCACUUGCCGUUGUAUUGACAACUUUAGAGGCAAUGGUUUUGAUGAAUGUGAAGGUAAGAAUAUCUCUUUAGUCUUUCCUUAUCCUGGAUUAUGAUUAAGUCAUUUAUUGGUUCACGGUUAAUGGACCUAGAUUGGUUGCACUUCUACAAAUCUGCUUUUUGGUUGAGUGAAAUAAUUAGUCAUGAAAUAUUUACCUUCUAAGCAUGCAAGCUGCAAAAACAAAUGUGAAAAAGGUUUUCUCAAAUUUCAUUUCUGUUUCUUUGAUUGUUAUUCGCUUUUCUUUUCUAUGAUUAAAAACCUGUUCCAGUGCAUGUGCUUACACUGUAUUACGUUAAGGGCGACUACCAGAAUACCAAUCUAUUUGGUGGUAGCAUAUACCUAAAUGUUAAUCUUGGGAAACAUAGUUAAUUAUGUGUGUUGUUGUUAUACUAGUGGCCACGGAAUAGUUAGGCUGUAUUGUUUUAUAUGCUUGCCUGUAGACAAUUUUUACACGUAAAUUCAUGAUGUUUCAUUUUUUAUAGAGUUCAUUAACUGUACGGAUGACAGCAUAUGUGAUGAAAAUGCGGUGUGCAACAACAUUACUGGGACUCCUGUGUGCACAUGUAAUGAAGGUUUUGUAGGGACUGGACGUGUUUGUGAAGGUACUUACGUAUGCACAGUAUUUUGUUAUUAUGUGUACAUUUAUAUCUACCCUUUUUAUUAUCCAUAUUUUUUGCCUUGUUUACACUGCCAAAACGUCCAGAAAACUUAUCUAGUCAGUAUGUUAAAUUUUACAAUAUUUAAAGAAUCUCAGUCAUGAUGGAGCAAGAUUUUGGCGAACUCGCUGUGGGAAAGCCCCGUACUCCCAGGCCUUUUUUCUUUCCGUCCAAAGGACGUUCGUUCAACUUGUCAACGAUAUUUGUUUUGAUAUACCCUCUAUAGAUCUUCCACGAACGGUAAAUACAGAAGCCAUGAUUAGCCAUCUAAUAUAUGAAAUGAGAAAACUUUCUAAAAUUAUUGGUUAAGAUAAAAACACACGCCAAAAUAUCACUCAAUGAUCUAUUAACAUAUUCCAACUAUGAAAAAUAUGACAUCGUCUAAGAAUAAUGCGGAUUGAUAAGAAUACACUUCCGUUGUCAAUCUUUUGUCACUAAAGUGGCUAAUAAAAUGGCUGAAUACAAAACAAUCAUGACAUUUUAGUUCGCAAAGCAUCACGGUUUAAGCUCGUAGAGAAUGAAAAAGCAUUUAUAUUUUGGAAACGUUGCAAAGUUUUGAUGUAUUUAACAAUUAUUCGCCGAAGGCGAGGUAAUUAUCGGGGAAUAUUUGCCGAGACGAAGUCGAGGGGAAUAUUCCCCGAUAAUCACAGGGCCUAAGGCGAAUAAUUGUUUUAGUAUUUUUGCACAAGUUUUUUGUGUUUUUCUGGUCUGAAUUCAUUUUAAUUUCGCUUAUUUCUGUAUCACUAACUUCAACAAAACGACUAGCCGCCAUUUUUUAAAUUUCGAUUUUGUUAUAUUCAUCUGUAGGUGAAUAUAACAGAUUAAUACGUCAAAUUUGACCUUGUAGGAUUUGUUAUGUUCACUUGUGCAAAAUACUAAUAUCCAUUGUUUCCUUGAAACACUGUUGGAAAAAGAAAAUAUGUUGUGUCAUAUUUUCAAUGUGAUCUUUGUAAGGAAACAGUAUUUCCUGAUUUUCUGAACUUGCUGAAACAUGACAUUUUUUUGGAAAAACUGUUUCCUAAGUUGCCGGGGGUUCAGUUGAUUUCUCCUGCUUUACUGCUCGUAAAAUAUUACUGCCAGGUUUGUCGUGUAAGUGUAUCCAACUAACAUUUCUCAAUCGUUAUAUAUUGCAGAUGAAAAUGAAUGUAAUGUGACUCUAUAUCCCUGUCAUGAAGAUGCAUUUUGUAACAACACAAUUGGGUCAUUUGAGUGCAUUUGUAAAGAUGGUUUUUCAGGAAAUGGGACACACUGUCAAGGUAUAGCAGAUGUAUCUAUCACUAUCUAAAUGAAUGCAGGAUUGUUGAAAGUAUUGUUAGUACAUGCUUUAAAGGUUAUAACUUUCAAGAAAAGCUCAUCUUUCCACGUGUUUGAAACCAUAUCACUCCCUUAAAUAUUGCCAUUACACCAGAGGCAUGUCGCUUCGGAUGGUCACAAUUCAAAAGAAAUCAAGAGAAAUAUUUCAACGACGAAAUAUUUCUCUGUAAGUGGAAAUUAAUAUUAAGUAUAUUAGGUUUUUAUAUUCCUGAUGUAACUGAUGUGACAUUUCAAAGGCAAAGCUCAAAACAGGUAUCGGCAAGCACGCAAAACACAAUGGACACGCAUACAGUAUGUAAUUAAUGGUCCGACACUCGCUAUAGUUAUGGUUGCCAUACCCCACAAGACUUUUUGUUUUCUAUUUUAUCUGUUCGUCUGACGCAAUUCAAGAUCAAACCCGACAGAUUGUAUUGGAAUUUAAACUUUUUAACGAUGUUUGUUGGACAUGCGCCACCCCUUCAGGAAUUCAAUUCACUUGAUAGCACGCUUGUUGUGUUUUUCGCGUAUCGAGGCCAACAUUUUGCGGGUUUCAGAGGACAACCUGAAUUGAAUUAGCUGUAUGUGGUUGCGAUAUACUCACAUUAACGUGCAAUGAAAUAUUUUAGAUAUCGAUGAGUGCGAACCUGCUAUGCAUGAAUGUGAUGGCAACGCAACGUGUAAUAAUACAAGAGGAGGUUACAACUGUACCUGUUAUGAAGGUUUCAGUGGCAACGGAUCACUUUGUGAAGGUGAAGUACAGAUGUCUUUUUUAAAUUGAUACAUUGUAUUACAAAUCUAGGACCAAAUAUUCAAAUUUAAUAAUUAUUUUCGCAAUAUGUUUCGCUUUAGCGUGAAAAUUUUCUAGAUACGAGUAAUAACGCAACGUUUCCAUUAUUGUGCAACGUUUCAUAUAUAAAUGCAAAUCAACGCUCGGCGUUGAGUGACUAAUGAGUAACAUACAUUUUGAUUUCCAUCUCUUUCUUUUAAAUUAAAAAAAAACUUGAAUGUUUUUACCGACGUAUAACUUUGACUUGCAUGUGAUUUGAGUCUUGUAAUCGGGGUGGCACUGGUGCGGAUAAAAUAGCGCGGGUUGCGGUUUGAAGUAAGUGGUAGCGCAAAAGAAACGGUGUACUGUUAAAGGACAAUGGCAUGCGUUUUCCUUUUUAAACCUGUUAAAGUAAAUACAUGCAAGCGAGCACUAGGUGACUUUGGCACUUAUCUUUCGUAUAGUCUAGUUAUCAUGAACAGUAUAACUUUCGAGCCAACCAUUGUCUAUACAUGUAGUUAUUAUUUUGAAGUUAUAAAUGGAUGCGGACAGUACAGCGGAUAGAUAACGCGGGUUUCGGAUCCCGCUAAAGUUUCUACAUGCAGACGAGUGUUAGCUGACUUUGGCACUUAUCUCUGCUGGUAAGUUAGAACGUCUAACGGUUUCUGUUUCCAAUUUUUAAAAUAUUUUUUCUUGCAGAAAUUGACGAGUGUGCUGGUGAUAAUGAUUGUCAUGAAAAUGCCAAUUGUACAAAUACUGUUGGCUCUUACAACUGCUCCUGUAACGAUGGAUUCGAAGGCAAUGGUACACACUGCCAAGGUAUAGCAGACGUAUUUGUAUUGUUUGUUUAUUUGUUUGCUUAUUUGUUUAUCUGUCAAUGACAGGUUGUGCGACGGCCCA